Molecule: messenger RNA, 1559 nt
Organism: Patiria miniata (bat star)
Lineage: Eukaryota; Metazoa; Echinodermata; Asteroidea; Valvatida; Asterinidae
Product: cerebellar degeneration-related protein 2-like
Exons: 4
Coding region: 132-1430 (432 amino acids)
Source: RefSeq, a predicted model, not a curated record
AUUCAAGCAGACCGUAAACUUGCCACGCGUACUCUCGCUCAUUCAACCGGCUUUGGGUCGCGGAUAAUGUAAACAUUCAACGAUCUCUCAGAUUUUGACACGGAUUCUCACAGUUUUUGUGGAGCGGUUCGAUGUGGUCUAGUAUGUACUCGAGUAGGAUGCCCAGAGGAGGCGGCGACAUGGCGGAUUCGGGAUCUUUUGACGACGAAGAAAUGGGGAAUGAUUUGGCUGACGGCUGGUAUGAAAACGAUCUUCAUCUUGCAGCUGAACUGGGCAAGACUUUGCUCGAGAGAAAUAAAGAAUUGGAUGAGAAUCUGCUGGCAGCGCAGCAAGAAAAUGAAGAACAAGCUAUGCAGAUUGUGUAUUUGGAGAAACAGUUGCAGAUUUUACGUGACGUUACCGAGUCCAAGGCCCACAUCUAUGAGCAGUUGGAUCUCAACGCUCAGGAGACGGAAAAGACCAAACAUGAACUGCAGCAUGAACUGCGCACUGCGCAGCAGCGGAUUCUUAGAAUGAAUGACACCAUUGAUUCCUUGGAAGUCAAGACACAAGACCAGCAGACCCAGAUCCAGCAACUCAAGGUGGCGGAGCGAGAGAGAUUGCGAGAAGGUCGUAGACAGAAGAAGAUCCUAGAGGCCCUCGGCGCGACCACGGGAGCGUAUCCGCUCCGCCGCGCCCGCAGUCACGACUUCGGUGUGGCUAACACAGAGACACUGCACGACGAGGAGCUCAUGAAUAUGCAUCAGACGAUCAGGAACCUGCAAGAGAAGCUGACGCAGAGAGAGCAGCAAAUCAACGACUCGGAGGCCGAGCUCACGGUGCUCCUGAAGGAGAACCGACUGCUGGAGGAGAAGACCAAGGAGCUGGAGGUCAGAGGUCAGAUGGAGGACAUCAAGAAGGACUACAAGUCUCUGAGUGGCGCCAACGAGGCCGUGUGCAAGUACUGUGAUAGUUUAAUCAAUGCGGAUUUUGAGGCCCUAGCUUGUGGGGACAAGGCUGGGAGAGCGGGUAGCGUUGUUGGGUCAGUGGAGGAGCUGGGAGGCAUCUCGGAGGAGGAGGGGCUUAUGAGUGCGGAGAGGCUGAACCAACUGGUUGGGCAUCCUAAACAUGAGGGCGUGUCCCUCUUAGGAGAGAUCGACGCCCAGUACCACACCCUGAUGGACAGGUACAACUCCUUGCUCCUCAGGUCCCGGUGCGGCUCCUUCCGGGAUGAGAACAUCCGCCCGCGCACUCUCAGCAUCCGGAAGAAAGCCGAGACGGGGGUUCAGACCUUAGCUGGUACCCCGACAAAAGGUGUCCAGGGUAGCCCCAUGGAUUCCAUGUUUGAGAACGGGCCGCCCGAGUACAAGAAACUCUUCAACGAGAUUUUUGAGAUUAUACACCGACCUCAGUUCUCACAAUCCGAAUCUGGAAAUGGUGGAGCAAGCUGAAAAAUGAAAAAUAAAAUGAAAUAAAGGAAAACUUGCAAUAUGUGUAUAAUCUCAAAAAAUGCAUGCAAAACAGGGUUCUUAUACAGUUAUCUAUGUAUACGCGAAAGAUAGUCGCAGAUUUUAUUGUUU